AGUCCAAUUAUUGCUAAUGGCGCGUAUUUGCUAAUGUAGUAUUUUAAGCUAUUGUAAAAUAGUGUUAACAUUAAUUUAACACUGGGAUUUGAAACUGGUCGCUGCAUAUUUCAGGCUGUCUUCAAUGAUAAACAGAGCGAGGAUCCUGAACUAGAGGACUGGUAACUGUGAUCAUAUUCAUGUGCUUUCUGUUAAUAACUGACACACACUGAAACUGAACCGGAAUACGGCGUGUGUUUGAAAUAGCUUCAGUAGCGAUGUUAGCUCUUCUAAACCUCCGUCCCAGAGCCACAACUUUAAAACCACUGCACCACUAGCUACAUUACUGUGACGGCGGAAGUUUAGCUAGUACACAAACGUGGUGUUCAUUCAUUCGACCGUUGGGAUCCGUGCCAGUAAAUCUCGGAAUGUAACGGAAAUGAUUUCGUUAAGACUACCCGUGUCGGUUUUGUUAUUAUUAAUAACCGUUAUCCUAGUUAACGGUUCUUCAAAACUAAACAUUCCCAAAGUGUUGCUACCGUUUGCCAGAAGCACAAGAAUCAACUUCACGUUGGAAACUACUGAAGGUUGCUACAGAUGGUCUUCCACCAGACCAGAGGUGGCCUCCAUCAAGGCUGUGGAUGAGGAGAUUGGGAGAGGCUGCUCCAGGAAGGCUGUCCUCCAGGCUCUCUCCACCCAGCACUCCAGACUGACCAGCAUCAUACUGGCUGAGGAUGUUGUUACAGGACAGGUGCUGCGUUGUGACGCCAUUGUGGACAUCAUCAGUGAGAUCCAGAUCGUGUCGACCACCAGAGAGCUUCAUCUCGAGGACUCGCCACUGGCACUCAAAAUUCAUGCACUGGACUCUGAAGGAAACACCUUCAGCACCCUUGCAGGUCUAGUGUUUGACUGGUCCUUAGUGAAGGAUGUAGAUGUGAAUGGAAUCUCUGACUCUUACAAUUCAUUACGGGUACUUAAAUUCUCAGAGUCCACCUACACUCCCCCUGCGUACAUAUCUGAAAUGGAGCGUGUCGGGAAACAGGGCGAUAUUAUUUUGGUGUCAGGAUUGAAAACGGGACAUGCUAAACUAAAGGCCAAAAUACAAGAGCCAUUGUACAAGGAUGUGGGCGCUGCGGAGGUGAAGCUGCUGAUUCUAGAGAACAUCCUGCUGAGCCCUGCACACGAUGUCUACCUACUGGCGGGAACUUCCAUCCGAUACAAAGUCCUGAAGAUAAGACAGGGCACGAUGACAGAGCUCUCCAUGCCCUGUGAUCAGUAUGAACUGCACGUCCAGAACAGUGUGAUCGGCACUAAUGGAAACCCAGACGUCUCUGUGGCCAGUCUGGAUCAAAGCACUUCCACAGUUACAGCAAUUCAACUUGGAUACAUCAACGUGGUGCUGGAUCACAAAAGCCUUCGAAUGCAAGGAGUGUCUCGCCUACCCAACAGCACUCUGUAUGUGGUUGAACCAGGAUACCUAGGGUUUAAAAUUCAGCCAGGAGACAGCUGGGUUCUGGAAACAGGCAGAGUAUAUGACAUUGUCAUCGAAGUCUUUGAUAAAUUUGGCUAUAAGAUCUACCUCUCUGAUAAUGUCCGCAUUAGCACUGCUUUCCCCUUGGAGUACUUUGAACUCCUGGAGUCUUCUCUGAAUGGAUCCUAUCAUCGUGUCAAAGCGCUCAAAGAAGGCCUCUCUCUCAUUGAUGCUACUCUUACAGCUGUUGUGGAUGAAAAUGGACUAGUCCACCCACUCGCCAACCCAGUGCACAAUGAACAGGAUGUAGAAAUCUAUAACCCCAUAGUUCUUAGUCCCAGUAUUUUGACAUUUCCAUGGCAGCCCAGGGUCGGAACUUAUCAGUACACAAUAAAGGCGACAGGAGGGAGUGGGAAUUUCAGCUGGUCUUCGUCCAACACAGCUGUGGCCACAGUGACGGUGAAAGGCGUGAUGACAACAGUCAGUGACAUCGGCGUCAGUGUCGUUUACGCUCAUGAUCUACGAAACCAACUACACUUCGGACAGAUGAAGGUGUAUGUUGUUGAGCCUGUUGCCAUGGACUUCGCCCCCUGCCCCGUGGAGGCCAAGGUGGGCUCGGUCCUGGACCUCCCUCUCAGGAUUUUCGGCCUGUUGGGGGAGGUGGAGAAGGAGCGCGUCAUGUUGAGUGACUGCUCCCACUUUGACCUGCAGGUCGAGGAGGAGAACAACGGCAUCUUCCAACUACUAAGCGGGAGGAUGGCUCCAGGCCAGGAGCGCUGCAGUGGGGUGACGGCCAAGGCCCUGGCCCCCGGGUACACCGUGCUCACCGUGAGCUACACCCACGGCAACGUCCAUCUCAGCGCCAAGAUCACUAUUGCUGCUUAUCUUUCUCUCAGAGCGAUUGACCCUGUAUCUGUCGCCGUGGUGACUCUGGGAUCUUCUAAAGACAUGUUGUUCGAGGGCGGGCCCAGGCCUUGGGUUUUAGAGCCAUCGAAGUUCUUCUGCAACCUUAUAGCUGAGGACGAUGCCACUGUGAGCCUAACCCUGACCAGCCCCUCAUCUCACAACUAUAACCAGCACUGGGUCAGAGCAACCUGCCAGGCCCUGGGAGAACAGGUGCUGGAGGUAAUGGUGGGGAACAAGGCCAGUGUAACCAAUCCUUUUCCCGCUGUGGAACCGGCAGUGGUGAAGUUUGUGUGCGCCCCCCCGUCUCGCCUCACCCUGCUCCCUGUGUACAGCAGCCCACAGCUGGACCUGACCUGCCCGCUGCUGCAGCAGAACAAACAAGUGGUACCUGUUUCAAAUUACCGUAAUCCCAUUUUGGACUUGGCUGCUUUUGAUGAACAAGGAAGAAAGUUUGACAACUUCAGCUCUCUGAGCAUACUGUGGGAAUCGAGCAUUGUGUCGCUGGCCAGCAUCGAGCCCACUCUGCCCAUGGAGCUGCAGCCGUUUGAAGACGGCAACAAACAGAUGAAACUCCACGGACGACAGACAGUGCUUGUACAUCACCAAACAGGCAUCGCUGCCAUCACUGUGACAGCUCUGGGUUACCAGGACUUACAUCUCACAGCAGCCAAAGUUCCCAGUCCAUAUGACCCUUUGACCCCAGUCUCAGCCACUCUGGAGCUGCUAUUGGUGGAGGAUGUGACGGUCUCUCCUGAGAUGGUUACCAUAUACAACCAUCCAGAUGUGCGGGCGAACCUGGCACUGCGAGAAGGUUCAGGGUACUUCUUUAUCAAUACCAGUAUGAAAGGGAUCGCAAACGUGCUCUUUCAGGAGGCCCAAGGAACAGCUCAGGUCUCUCCCAUCCACCCGGGGGAGGUGAAGGUGAUGGUUCAUGACCUUUGUCUGGCCUUUCCAGCGCCUGCCCAGGCUACAGUGCACGUUUCUGACAUCCUAGAGGUUUAUGUGAGAGUGGUUGACAAGGUGGAGAUUGGCAAGUCUGUGAGAGCGUAUGUCAGAGUCUUGGAUGAUAAUAAGAAGCCUUUCCCAGUCAGCUUUUUCCAUUUCAUGAAUCUUAAACUCACGGCAGCUUCCGCAAUCGUCUCUCUGAAACCAUUAGCGCAGGCCACAGAGCUGGAUACAGCUGUGUUCGUGGUGAAAGGCGCCUCUAUUGGUCAGACCACUCUGUCAGCUGUUGUUGUGGACAAAAAUGGGAGGAGAAUUGCAUCUGCACCUCAGCAAAUUGAGGUGUUUCCACCGUUCAAACUCAUUCCAAGGAAAAUGACGCUGUUAAUUGGAGCAAUGAUGCAGAUCACAUCAGAGGGGGGCCCUCAGCCUCAGUCCAAUAUCCUGUUCUCUAUUUCCAAUGAGGACAAAGCUUCUGUUAACGGCAUGGGCCAUGUGAGGGGUGUUGCCAUCGGUAAUGUCACCGUGACUGGACUGGUCCAAGCUGUGGAUGCUGAGACUGGGAAACUUGUGGUUGUGUCUCAGGAUCAAGUAGAAGUGGAAGUUGUGCAAUUGACAGCCAUUAGAAUCAGAGCACCUAUAACAAGAAUGAAGACGAAAACACAGAUGCCUGUUUAUGUGAUGGGUCUGACCAAUAGUCAAACACCCUUCUCCUUUGCCAAUGCCAUACCUGGCCUCACCUUCACAUGGUCCACCACCAAGAGAGACAUUCUGGAUGUCCAGCCAAGACACAAUGAGGCUAACGUGGAGCCCCAGCCGGCGCACAACUUUGGUAUGAUGGUGACGGGAAGAACGAGAGGGCGGACAGGGCUUAAGGUGGUGCUCAGAGUUACUGACCCGGAAGCUCUGCAGCUCUUAGGAAGUCUACAAGAACUCACAGAUGAGAUCCAGAUCCAGGUCUAUGACAAGCUACACAUGCUCAAUCCUGAAGUAGAGACUGGGGAGCUACUGAUGGCUCCGAACUCAGCCCUCAAACUACAAACUAACAGGGAUGGUGUGGGUGCGCUCUCGUAUCGGACUCUGGAUAGCCCUGACCAGGCUGUUAUCGCUCAAGUGGACGAUAAGGGCUUCCUCUCCUCUGGCUCUCUGACUGGCAUCUCCUCUCUGCUGAUCACCUCCCAGGAGACCUUUGGCAUCAAUCAAACUCUCAUCCUUGCUUUGAAGGUGGUGCCUGUGUCCUAUGUGCGCUUCAGUACCAGCCCAGUGCUGGACACAAACACCAGAGAGAGCCUGAAAGCCUUCCCCCUGGGCAUAGUGCUCACCUUCACUGUCCACUUUCAUGCCGGCACUGGAGAAGUCCUUCACAGCUCCAACUCCCACCUCACGUUCUCCACUAACAGAGAUGACCUGGUGCAGGUGGGGGUCGGGCCCGCUAACAACACUCUGACAGUGAGGACCAUCAACGUGGGCCUCACUCUUCUUGCAGUGUGGGACAGUGAGAACGUGGGUGUGGCGGACUUCGUUCCACUUCCUGUGGAGCACGCCAUCCACCCAGAAGAGGCCCACAGGCUGGUGGUGGGGGACGUGGUUUGCUUCACCGCCCAGAUCUCCAGCCCUGAAGGUGGUCACGGUACAUGGAGCUCCUCGGCCAAUGGCGUUCUUCAGGUGGAUCCUAAAAGUGGUGCAGCAGUAGCCAGAGACUCUGGGACCGUCACUGUGUACUACGAGAUACCUGGUGUUUUGAAAACCUACAGAGAGAUAGUAGUAGAAGCAUCCACCAGGACAGCUGCUGUGGCGCAGGCUACACCUGUCAGGAUCGGCAAGGAAACAAAGAUCCUGCUCACAACCAGAGGGAGAGGAAACAACCUCAUUGGCACCUGUUCCCCAGCCCAGGCAGAAGCUAUUUCUCAGCUGAAGCCAGAGACCUCAGUCAGCUGCCAUCUGAGCUUCAGCAGUGAUGUUAUUGACUUCUCUGCUAAUGAUGUCUUCAAAACACACACCAGCUUCGACUCCAGCAUUGGCUCCUAUACAUGUUCCAUAACCUUGCAGCCAAUGACGGAACAGCAGAGCCGUGUGCUCAGCAUGUCCAUGACCGACCUGCUGGUGGGGGCCGGCCUGGAGGGCGGGGCCUCCUCUGGGGAGCGGGUCAGCGCCCGGCUGCCCAUCGAGCCCGGCCUCUACGUCGACCAGACCGAACUGCUGCUCUCCAACCUGCACCCGUCAGCGGAGCUCACCGUCUACGGCCCCACGGCUGCCCUGUCCAACAUGGAGGUGGUGUCUUCCUCUCCCAACAUUGCUGUCCAAGACAUUGAAGUACACCAGGGCUUCCCCAGCUUCUCGAAGUACACCAUCAGCGCCGUGGACCCUCAGGCAGCGAUCUCUGCCUCCAUCUCCAUAAGCAGCCCCUCCUGCGGCCCCACGAUCGUCAUCCCAGUCGCUCUGAUUCACGUGGCUGAUCACAACGCUGCCAAGCUAGCAGCUGCUACUCCAGUUGUGAACUUCGAGGGGAGCCACUCCCUGCACAGCUUCAUAAACUCCUACCAGAUGAUGUUCUUCACCCUGUUCGCUCUGCUGGCCGGUACCGCCAUCAUCAUCAUCGUCCUUCACACGCUGUUCAGCCCGAGGGAACCAGCUUAUCACCAUGCUUUCAUCCAGAGGACACCACCUAUUUCCGGUUUAAACUCUCCAGCAGUGAAUUCCUUUAACCGCACGAUACCGAGGAUGGACCCAAGCAGCAGCCCCAGGUCUCGUCUUUAUUCUCCAGACUACAAGUCCUGAUAAAGCUUUCUGUCUGGUCUCUUUUUCUUUGAAAAGUAGAACACCACAGGCCAUUAAUACAUUUUCAAUGUGCCUCUGUCCCUCAGUAACAAAUGCUGCGGGAUGCGAGUGCAGAAUCUCAGUUUCCUCAUUUCUUGGUACAGAUUCUUAAAAAAAAAACUCAAUUUU
Molecule: messenger RNA, 6244 nt
Organism: Notothenia coriiceps (black rockcod)
Lineage: Eukaryota; Metazoa; Chordata; Actinopteri; Perciformes; Nototheniidae
Gene: nup210
Product: nucleoporin 210
Exons: 40
Coding region: 419-6076 (1885 amino acids)
Cellular component (GO): nuclear pore
Source: RefSeq, a predicted model, not a curated record